This is a messenger RNA of Rubroshorea leprosula, 3293 nucleotides long. The record is from the annotation of a GenBank genome assembly. Lineage: Eukaryota; Viridiplantae; Streptophyta; Magnoliopsida; Malvales; Dipterocarpaceae.
ACACCAGGAAGCAGGAACGGAUGGAGAAAGAUGUACCCCACAUGGAGAUUUAUGGGUAUAUAGAGAAACAGAGAAAGGGAAGUUCUUCUAGAUGGAAACGCCAGCAAGUGCAGGGACAAAGGAAGAGACUGGAAGGAGGAGGAAAAAGAAAAAAACCUUCGGGAUAAAAAGGAGACACAUGGGUUCUUGAUUCCGUAGAUUGUAGUCUUCAUCGAUUUGUGGAUUUAUUUAUUUUGUUUGCCAAACAAAUUGGUGGAUUUUGGGUUGGAAGAUUUAGAGCAGGGUCUUGUUCAUUUGGAAGUAGAUGGUCAGGAGCUUCACUGGAUAGUGCAUUGGAAUCUAGAAAGCUCCUAACCUCCUGCAGUUUGUCAUUUCUUGCCUGCAUAAAAGUGAGAUUUGGUGUUCCCUUCUCUUUUGAUAACUGGAGUCUGCUCAAGUUCUUUAGCACUAUCAGAUGGGUAAUCGGAUGCCUGGUGACAGAUGGAUGAUGGUACUUCAACCUAUAGUUAGAAUUAGAAUAGCUAGUGUUGCCUUUUCCUCUCUGUAGGAAUGGAUGAUAUUAAUAAGAUUGAGCAAGUUCAAUUCCUUUGACACAUUGGAAAAUUGACAUUGACUACAAUUGGCAUCAUGGUGCAUAAAGUUGUUAAGGUAACAAGAAAGGACCACUUGGAAAUUUAGAAGGAUAAUAUUCUCAAUAGUCAGUAGUAGAGAUGGGUUUGCCUCAGGUUUCCUCCAAUGGUAUUGCAGAGGAAGUAGUAGCAUCACUGAGCACAUUUGUACAUCACCCACCUGGCCUCUCGGGUGUGAGCAGCUGUGAUUUAACUAGGAUGCAUGGAGGAAACGUGGGAAAUCAAAUGCUGGUGGACUUGCCAAAAUCAAAAUUUGGAGAUUUGCAACGGAAAACUAUUGGGGAGCAGCUGAAGGAUCCUGACACUUUGAAUAUGCAUAAAGAUGUUCGACCCAACAUACAAAGGCUGAAGAUUGGCAUCAUGGAAAAAAAUGGACAGAAUAUUCAGGCACUUGUUCCUCGGAUUAUGCAUUUUGAAACAAGGAAUUGCAUGCAUUCUCCAGAUGAUAUAUUUAAUGGAAACCAAAAUUCAUCAACUGUUGCUCCCAAUAGAGGUAGUACAUCUGAGACCAAUGGAUCAUUGAUCAGGAAGCGCCUAUUAUCUCCUUUGAAUGGAAUGCUUCACUGCAAUCAGUUUGAUGGUAAUGCCUUUGACAUUGGACACCGUAUCUAUCCAAGUGAUUUUGGAGGUGAAAAUGGUAAAUGCAGCAUUUCAUUAUCACAAGAACAUAAGAAAGCUCAUAUUGGUAACUCCAGUGUUUUAAACCCUCCAGUGCAGUCAACAUCUUGUUUUCCUGAAUGGAGUAAAUCACCAGAGGAUUGUUGUCAAGCAAACUCCGUUCUUUUCAAUGAUGGUCCUCUGCUUGAGAAUGAGAUAGUGCAACCCCAAAGUCAUUUUUCAUUUUCUUCAGGACUUAACCAUUCUGCAGAAACAACUAAAGAAAGGUACCAGUCACAGGCUAUAAUGAUACCUGCUAAGAAAGCUGCCUCACCACCCUUGUCUCCCCUUGGUCCAAAUUUUACCGAAAGAAUGAAUUCUGCUGGAGAAUGCAGGGAGACUGCUGAAGAACUAGAUGAUGUCUGUAUGACCUUCAAGGAUAUGGAAAAUUCUCUUAAUGGAACCAUCCCAGACCAGAAGGAUAAGGAUUUUCGGUUCUCUGGUACACUGAUGCAUGAUUUUGAAAAUUUGAAGAAAAAGUUUGAUAUGUGUAGACCUGAGUUUACCACAUACAUUGCUCAGAAUGAAGGUCAGGAUGUAAACCUAACUCCUAAAAAUAGCAAACUGGUUAGGAGUCUUAGUGGAGUGCCUGACAGGAGGUCCUUGGUUGGUUCAUUUGAGGAGUCCUUGUUAUCUGGUCGGUUGGUAUCUGCAAAAAUUAAUCAGAGAAUUGAUGGAUUUCUUGCAGUUCUCAACAUUACUGGGGGUGAUUUCUCACCUAAAUUACAAAAGCUUCCAUUUGGGGUAACUAGUGUGGAUGGAGAUAACUACUUGCUUUACUAUUCAUCAAUAGUUCUUUCUAGGCAUGCAUCAAGAAACAAGAAUAGUAGCCCAAAAACAAAAAGGAGUCUUAGCAUGGAUGAUUCACCCACAGAAAAGAGCCGCCUUUGUGUACCUGUGAAGGGGCGGAUACAAUUGGUACUGAGCAACCCUGAAAAGACACCCAUUCACACCUUCAUUUGUAACUAUGAUCUGAGUGACAUGCCAGCUGGCACCAAGACAUUUCUGCGUCAAAGGAUCAUUUUAGUGUCUUGUGGAGACGCUAAUAUAUCAGGGAGAUGUCAUAAAGGUUUUGAGGAAAUGAAUGAUGCCAAAGAAUCUUCCAUUCAAAAUAUUAGUCACUUGUCAUCUCUUAGUCACAAUUGCUAUGACAGAAAUGAUGUUCAUAAUAUGAAGUGUAUGGAAAUUGAGGGCUCUAGUCUUAUUUUGCCCCAAGCUAAUCAGUCCAGUAGCUUGAACAGCAGUGAACAUAAAAGACUUGGUGAAAACAAUAGCCCAUCAAACCUCUGCCUUCUAAAACAAAGAAAAUCUGUACAUAACUCAUCAAAGGUCAAUGAAAACUCUACCGGUGCUGGUGUCCUGCGCUAUGCACUUCAGCUCCGGUUUUUAUGCCCUUUCCCAAAAAAAUGUUCAAAAUCUUUCCAGAGGUGCAACUCAGAUCCUCUGUCAACACCAGCAAGAAGAAUGGACAUUGGAGGGGAGAGACGCUUCUACUUAUAUAGUGAUAUGAGGGUGGUUUUCCCGCAACGUCAGUCAGACACUGAUGAGGGCCAGUUACGUGUGGAAUAUGAUUUUCCAUCGAACCCCAAGUACUUUGACAUCAGCAGCUAAAAUGUCCAGUGGGUUUUCCUAUUCUGGGAAGUUUGGUUUUAUCUAUACAUAAAAUUUCAUUCAUCUCAUUUUCUGAUGUGGUGGUCCUGCAUUGAUCAUUGCUCUGGUACGAGAUGAAAACGAUCAGACUCUGAGUUAUCCAGGUCCUGGAAACAUCGACAUCAUCCGAGUCUUCCAGAUCCUGGAUUAAUGUUUCUGAUGAGAGUGAGACAAUCUUCUUUAACUUGCCCCAGACGACGGGCAAAGUUGUUCAGGAGUUCACAUGUUCCAUUAUUGAAAUUUAGAUCAGAAGUAUUAGCUUGACUUUGAGGUCUUAUGUUCCCCUUACCAUUAGGCAAAGGUACAGGGUGCAUAACUCCCACUUGUAUGAUCCGUAAAUCAAUCUUUACACUCAUU